CGGUUGGACGGUAGGCAAGGCUGUCUGUCGAAGAGAACCCGUAAUGUCAACUUAGGCGGGAGUUACGUCCUCGAAGUUUUGGGAAUCGGCACAUAUCCUCUUAUCAGUAUCCUGUUUUCAGGUGAAGCACUAAUCGUAAUUAGUGUCAGUGUUCAUGGGCUCUGAGUUACUGUUUGCAGGCCUCCAGGAGUAGUGUGUACAUACGUAAAAGUGGAAAAUCACAUAUCUUUCAGAAAAUCAAGCAAAUCAAGUUGAGUGCUGGUGUGACCUGUGAUACACAUGUAUACACGCGGUGUUUUCAAAGUGUACGGAGAGUUCUGAGUGAGCAAAUCCUUGCGAUAGUGACGUGAUAUUGCCUAUUAGUUGUGAGGCACACGCGAUAUAAAACCUCUGGAAUGUUUACCUAAUUAAAAUAGUCUUCUCUCACUCGGGAGACGGUAAAUUCGGUUAAUGGAAAUGCAAACAUUGAAUAAUUAACAACAACCCAGAAUAUCCUCUUCAUUGUAUUCCUUUCGUCGUUGUCGUCAUUGCAGCCGCUUGAAUCGUCUAGGCAAGGAGCAGGAACAGGAGCAGCCUGGAUUCGCCGGAUCGGUUUCCACGAAAUGUGAAAAUCUAACGCUAAAUUAUUUAGGAGGAUACGUACAAUAACUCUGUAGUAAAAUGCUUAUGUUGCUGCCUUUAGUCGGGAUAUUCUUUAGCUACUUUUUAGAAAGUGGAACAAAUCUCUUAGAUGCCGAGUUCAAGAUUGCUAAGGAAUUUUAUUUAGCUAAUUGCACCGUCGGCAAUAGAACUUAUCUUCAUGGAGAGACAUUCAAAUUAGACUGUAGAACACAGUGCGUAUGCGAGAAUGGUCGCCAUGCGUGCUCGUCAUUGUGCCCCAAGGAGCAAUUGCCUGCUCCUGAAAAUACAGUAUCGUGCCGAUCCCCACGGCUCGUCGAAGUGCCUGGUCAUUGUUGCAAAGUAUGGCUUUGCGAGACGCCUACAGCUGAUGUGAAGGCAACGUGCUACAACACGUCAUCGAGUCCUUGGACGCCGUGUUCCGCAUUUUGCGGUGUUGGUAUGUCGACGAGGUUCACCAACACGACAGCCGGAUGCCACCAGCUGAGUAACAUGAGGCUUUGCGAGAGUCGAAGAUGCGAUGACAAUAACUUUAAUAGCAACUUAGUGAAUAGCAACUUCGCAUUACAGGAACACAGGAUACGGAAAGGACACGAGUGUCGCAGCAUUCAAAGGCUCGGUACGGCGCGGAUCCGUCUUGGCUCUUGUGUUUCAAGAAAAUUGUAUCGGCCUAAAGUUUGCGGCCGAUGUCAAAAUCCAGACAAAUGUUGUGUGCCUUCAGUAUCUACAACUAUUCAAGUGGAAUUGUUGUGUCCGCUCAAUUCCGGUGAUCCAAUAAAAUACAUCGAAAAGGGUGCAGACCUGUGGAAUCAUAAUUCCUUGGACCCGAUCGAUCAGGAAUUGCUGCAAUCACGUCAAAUACAAAUCGAAAAUAAAUUUAUUGCGGUCCAAUGGAUUUUAAAAUGCGAGUGCAGUUCAAAGAAUGAAGAAUGCAAAAGAACAAACAGCAAGCAACCAAGAUUUCCUCCUCAUCACCAUAGACUGCACCCCACCAACUUGAAGGAACAAUCAUAACAGGGAAACUAAAGCGCUUUAUAACUAAUCAGCAAACUAUUCACUCCCAACAAGAUAAGGACCGAAUGUCUCACGAAGAAUGUGCUUUUCGGAUACCAGACACAAAGUCUCCAGCACCAGAUUUCAGUUCCAGCGCGAACAGUCAAUCACGGGCUAUAUCCCUGCCGAGGAUUAACAAAAUCGCAUCAUUAACUCACAACACUGUCAACAGCAUUUUGUCUUCGGAGUGGUUGUAAACAGUACAUAACAGCAUUGGUUGAAGUUUUAAUGAGAGUUGUAAAGUUCUUUUCAUUUUGGUGCGCUUUGAAACUUGUAUACUUCCGCAAGUCCUUUUAAUCCCAUUUUAAUUUGUUCCCCAUUCAGUGCGGGGACGAUGGAAUACAAGCAGCUUCCGCGUCAUUAAACGCUCCAUUCUAAAGGCGUUGUACACAAUAAUUUCGCUAAUGCGUUUAACGUCAUCAUCCAAAACAAAUUACGAUAAGGAUUUGAUUAAUGCCGGAGAUAAUCAACUGUUCAUAAAUUUAAGCGCAUUGUUGAGCUGCUGGUUAGGGUCCCUGCAAUCCACCAUUCCCGUUCAAUGUGCAAUAUUUGUGCGGCAACUUUGAAUGAUUUCAUGUUGCUUCCUAUGCACAUCCUUUAAACUCAACCAAUUUCUUCGAAACGUUGUUCUUUUCUUGAAAUGAAUUAUUUCUCUUCUUUCAUAAAAAUGUUAUCGUUAAUGAAUUAAACUGGUGUGAAAGCCUUAUAUAUAGUAAUUAUGCUUCGAUUCACUCUAUAAUGAAGAAAAACAAAUUCAUCAAAAUUCACUCAAUCAAAAGAGAAUCGUUAUUAUAUUUUUAUUCAUUGUUCAUAAUUUAGUAUAAUAUUUAUGUACAAUAACUAGAUGCAACACUGUGUUCCACCGAAACAAUGUGUAGUAAUAAAUUGCGAUUUUGUAGUAUUUUCUCCCCCGAAACAGCUUUCACAUGAUUAGUUGGUAAUUUCCAAAAUGCUCUGCUAAAACUCUUCAAACAUAUAAAAUGACAUAUCUUCCGAUGAGUAGCGAACUUAUUUAACCACGUUUCCAAAAUGUUUGAAUGUUUGGUUCUGAAAAUAAACGGGCACAAAAUACAUAUCUCUUCAAAAAUAAAUUAUCUUGAAAAAUUACAUAAAUAUACUUGUUAUAAGUUAGUAAUAGACAAAGCAGUAGCACCUAAAAUUGCAAAACAAUAUUUCAAUUUCAGCGAGUAACACAAGAAUACAAUACAAACAUACAUAAAGCUAACACUUAUAGUUAUUACUUAAAUUGUACUGUAACAUUGGUAUUUAUAGGAUGAUAAGAUAGUAUUAGACUUGAAGUAAAGGAGUCGUGUGCGUUUAAGGUUAAGGGACGAACUUAGAUACCGAUUGUAUAAAAGGACAGAAAAAAUAUAAAAUAACGCAAGCAAUUCUUUGUCUU
Hermetia illucens (black soldier fly) is the source of this 3070-nucleotide messenger RNA. It is a transcript of the gene Ccn, whose product is annotated as CCN family member 4. The coding region runs from base 661 to 1632 and encodes 323 amino acids. The transcript is spliced from 9 exons. Gene Ontology annotation, biological process: signal transduction; cell adhesion. Gene Ontology annotation, molecular function: heparin binding; integrin binding. Gene Ontology annotation, cellular component: extracellular matrix. The record is from RefSeq and is a predicted model, not a curated record. Lineage: Eukaryota; Metazoa; Arthropoda; Insecta; Diptera; Stratiomyidae.